UAAAUAGAUUUGACUUGAUACAGACUUUUAGCACUAUGCGUCCACAAAUCAGUGAAGUGUUCUAAAGACUUAUAAUGGAAAGAACUACAGAAUGGGCUUUAGUUUUCCCAUUAAAAACUUCUUUGUUUACCAUGAAACACUCGUCCCAGCCGACCAUAGUAAAACCUCGGGAUUAUACCACCAAAAAGAAAUCCAAAACAAAAGAUUCGACAAAAUCUAAUCGUUUGGGUAUGAGACGCGGUUCAAGUUUGUCAGAACUGGACAAGAUAUCCGUCCAGCAACAGUUACCGGACAUAGUGAGGUCCACGACGUCUUCGUCUCAAAAACUGAGCGUUAGUCCACACUCGGUCCCACACAGUCCUUAUUUGACACGCUCCUUUCAAGGAAGCGGUCAACUGCGAUGUGGUAGCAACAGCUCCAACGUAAGGGACAGCUUUGGAGACCUGAUGAACAUGAAAACGUUCGGAAGCAGUCAGUGGAGUGUGAGGAGUGAGUCGUUGAUAGCAAAAACUGUCCCCCUUUCUACUGUUACUCCACGACAGUCUCCGAAGCAUUUUUCUGAUAGGACAUGUUCGCUGGAAGUGUUGGAGGUCUCCGUGGAGGAAUUGACUCAAGAGGGAGGACCGCUAACGACAGCACAGAGGACAAAAAGGUUCACGAAGCUGUUGAAACAGCACCAGGAUGUUUCCCUCAAUGAAUGUGAAUGCUGCUGUUUGAUGGUGCAUGAAGAGGAGAUCGACGUAUGCAGACGAUGACGACAGUAACAGAGCAGUUUUAUAAAAUUAUCCAAAAACCC
This is a messenger RNA of Agrilus planipennis (emerald ash borer), 796 nucleotides long. RefSeq lists its product as uncharacterized. The record is from RefSeq and is a predicted model, not a curated record. NCBI's taxonomy places the organism in Eukaryota, Metazoa, Arthropoda, Insecta, Coleoptera, Buprestidae. Bases 75 to 755 code for a protein of 226 amino acids. The transcript is spliced from 2 exons.